GUGUGUAAAUAUUUUUUAAAGGGAGCGUGCACCAAGGGAUCACACUGUCAAUUCAAGCAUUCACGCACUGGCGAUCGAGACAAGUCGGUAGUAUGCAAACAUUGGCUCCGAGGCCUCUGCAAAAAGGGCGAUAGCUGCGAAUUCCUUCACGUAUUCAACAUGAAAAAGAUGCCGGAAUGUUGGUUCUACUCGAAAUAUGGCGAGUGCUGUAACGGUGACGAAUGUAUGUAUCUACACAUCGAUCCAGAAAGCAAACAGAAGGAGUGUCCGUGGUAUGCUCGAGGUUUCUGUAAACAUGGACCCAAUUGUCGGCAUAAACAUGUUCGUAAAAUGGUGUGUCAGAACUACUUGACGGGCUUCUGUCCCGAUGGAUUGAACUGU
This is a messenger RNA of Zychaea mexicana, 381 nucleotides long. RefSeq lists its product as uncharacterized. Lineage: Eukaryota; Fungi; Mucoromycota; Mucoromycetes; Mucorales; Lichtheimiaceae. Gene Ontology annotation, molecular function: RNA binding; metal ion binding. The record is from RefSeq and is a predicted model, not a curated record. The transcript has 2 exons. The annotation marks the transcript as partial.